GCGUUGCACGCGGACUGGGCGAGAGCACCGAACUCGUACAAUGACCCCGACGCGCGGGAGAAGGAGAUGAGGCUUCGGGACAAGAGGAACGGGAUGAUAAUGGAGCGCCUCGGGGCGGGCGCUCCCGUCUUCUACUCGAGCUCGGGGAACAGCAUGUGGCCUCUGGUGCAGUCGGGCGACCACUGCCUCUUCCACCCGAUCCAGGCGAUAACAGCGAUGGACGGGUCCCCCCACAUCAUCGAGAAGGACGAGUCCCCCAUUGCCGUCGGGGACGUCGUGUUCUGCCGCGUCCAGCCGACUCACCAGUACUACGCCCACUUUGUGCGCCACGCAGAGUGGGACAGCUGCCGCCAGGAGAACAAGUACAUACAAGUACUGCCUCUGUACAAGAAGGUCGCGCCCCUGGUUGCGCAGGACGAGUGGAGCAACGCGGCCGAGAGGAUGUGCGAGGCGGAGUCAGACGCAGACAUGGAGCCGCCCGUGCCCGUCCACGAGGAUGAUACUGAGACUGCUGCCGCAUUGGCGGAGUUUCGCAGUGUCACAGGGCCACCGGGCCGCUUCCGCAAAGCUUGGACCGCUGUAAUUUCGGGCGAGCCCCGCGGACAGCUUGACCAGGCAUUGGCUGCAACAGCGACCCCACUCUUUAAGUGUUCAGCCGCCAAGGCCAGCAGGCUGGUGCA
This is a messenger RNA of Prorocentrum cordatum, 680 nucleotides long. NCBI's taxonomy places the organism in Eukaryota, Dinophyceae, Prorocentrales, Prorocentraceae. The record is from the annotation of a GenBank genome assembly.